AUGGAUCGAAUGAUCAGAUAUUUUACGGUUUUUACUGCUAGUUUCCUUAUACUGAUACUGAUAUUGAUGCUCGUUAGGUUUCUCCACAAAGUAUGUUGGUUGCCUAUCCGUAUACAAUACAUGAUGAGAUCUCAAGGAAUAAAAGGCCCUUCUUAUAGAUUCCUCCAUGGAAACACCAAAGAGAUUUACGCGAUGCGAACACGAUCCAUGGGUCGACCCAUGGAUCAUCUAUCGCACGAAAUCUUUCCAAGGAUUCUACCUCAUGUUCACUCGUGGGUGAACUUAUACGGAAGGAAUUUCUUGAACUGGUAUGGUGCUGAAGCUCAACUGGUGGUUACAGAACCUCAGCUUAUUAAAGAAAUAUUGUACGAUAAAGACGGUGUUUACCCGAAGAUCGAUCUUGAAGGCCAUGCAAAGAAGCUGUUAGGAGACGGGCUUUCUUCGACGAAAGGGGAUAAGUGGACAAAGCUUCGAAAGAUCGCCAAUGGUGUCUUCCAUGGCGAGAGCUUAAAGAGCAUGAUUCCAGCAAUGAUUUCUAGCAGCGAAACGAUGCUCGAAAGGUGGAAAAAAGCAUACGACGGGAAAGAAAUCGAAGUAUUUCAAGAAUUCAGAGUAUUAACAUCGGAAGUCGUAUCCAAAACUGCGUUCGGAAGCAGUUAUUUAGAAGGGAAGAAAAUCUUCGAUAUGCUAAUCAAGUUAACGCUAAUUGUUUCAAGAAACGCACAUAAAAUUCGACUUCCUGGCAUCAGCGGGUUUUUUAAGAACGAUGAUGAUAUAGAGUCGGAGAAACUCGAGCUAGGAAUCAAAAAAUGCAUCGUUGAGAUCAUACAAAAGCGAGAGCAAGAAACGAGCAGUAGCGAUAGCAAAAAGGAUUUUCUUGGAGAACUGCUGGAAGCUUCUCGUGAUAACGAUGAAGAAAAACGGAUCUCGUUAGACGAUAUGGUGGACGAGUGCAAAACGUUGUAUUUCGCUGGCCACGAAACAACGACAUCGUUACUCGGAUGGACGGUUCUUCUUCUAGCCGUUCACAGCGAUUGGCAAGAAAAAGCACGAGACGAGGUGUUCGAGUUCUGUGGCAAAACAAACCCAACUCCAGAUUCGAUCACAAGACUCAAAACAAUGAGCAUGAUCGUUGAAGAAUCCUUAAGACUAUACCCGCCAGUUCCUGCAAUAAAAAGGAAAGUCAAGAAAGAAGUUCGAUUAGGAGCGAUGACCCUUCCGCGGAACAUGGAGCUCUAUAUUUCGCCAUUGGCGGUUCACCAUGACCCUAUAAUAUGGGGAUCCGAUGUUCAUCUGUUCAAGCCAGAGAGGUUUGAAGGGGGUAUAGCUAAAGCAACAAACAACACGCUUGCGGCAUUUUUGCCAUUUGGGUUCGGACCACGGACUUGUGUCGGGUUAAAUUUUGCACUCGUCGAAGCCAAGAUUGCACUUGUGAUGAUUCUACAAAGAUUUAAGUUUAAACUGUCGCCGAAUUAUGUUCAUUCUCCUGUUCAGCUUUUCAUGGUCAGACCCGAGCAUGGAGUUUCGAUCGUUCUUGAUGCUCUCUAAACAGAAAAGUUCAAUCCACAAAAACGAUCGAGAUCGAGUACAUGAUAUGAAUGUAUGAGUUUGUUUAUCAUUCAAAGAUUGGAAUUCGAAAG
This is a messenger RNA of Cynara cardunculus var. scolymus (artichoke), 1640 nucleotides long. RefSeq names its product cytochrome P450 CYP749A22-like. The record is from RefSeq and is a predicted model, not a curated record. The transcript is spliced from 5 exons. The coding region runs from base 1 to 1548 and encodes 515 amino acids. Gene Ontology annotation, molecular function: heme binding; oxidoreductase activity, acting on paired donors, with incorporation or reduction of molecular oxygen; iron ion binding. NCBI's taxonomy places the organism in Eukaryota, Viridiplantae, Streptophyta, Magnoliopsida, Asterales, Asteraceae.